CAUCAGCAUCACAAGAUGUUCCCUCCAAUCGAUACUCAUUUUGUUUAAGUACAUCCCUCGCUAUUGGAGGUUGACGUCGUUUCCGGAGGUUAGAGUCCCACUCAACCAUUGAUGUGCUACAGCGACCUUUUCUUUAUAAUCUGUUUUUGCAGUAGUUUAUCGUGAGAAGUUCUUGUAUCUAUGUAUCGAUACGAACCUGUAUCUGAGUUCAUUAAGCCAAAUUAGAAACGUCACAGCAACGAUGUUGUUCCUUAUGUAUCAGGCCCACGGUUAUCGUCAUGUCACCGUAUUUUUUGCGUGAUGAAGUGCAAGUUUAAGUUUUUAGUUUAGCAAUUUAGAAAAUAGUCAUAGGGUCUCUUACUCUUCAAAUAACGACGAGAAGUCGUUGCUUAGUGUUAGUUUAGUCUUUUUACGUACUCUCCAGGCGGGGCGUCGUCUCGCCCCGUUGGUUUUAGGUUUCUCGAGCUCGACCGAAAUUGAAAAGCUGUAAAUGCAAACAACAAACGCCGAGAAGGAACACGAACUAUGAGGAUCACCUCCAGACUGGCGUUUUCAUUCAUUUAGCCCUGUCAUCUUGCUUCAUCUCAUCAUCGUCGUGAUGAUGCACGGGGAAAUAGAUCUUCAAGCCACCACCAUGCAAAAUUGUCGUCCGCUUUCGGCGGAGGACUUUGCUCCCUUGUGGCACAACAAAUCGGAGAACUUCUGGAUUGCACACGUCAAGAAGUUGAUCGAAGAUUUUGGCGUAACGGCGGUUGAGCAAUUCAAACAUUUUGUUGCCACUGACUUGCAGGCCGGCAUUUCCACCACGAAAAGCUGUGCCUCUGCUGCUCGUCCGGACGAUGUUGCUGCAUCUUCAAGCACGACUACAUUGCACGAGGGCCCUUUGAGGACAGCUGCUGCAAUAGCACCGCCCCCGUCCCGCUCGGAUCUUCAGGCUUGUGGGGGCGCAACAUCGUCCAGUAAAGCUUCUCCCGAUGUUGAGCAACCUGGGGCGGGGAGAACCUUGACCAAAAAUGAUGGUGGUCCGUCUACUGUCUCCAAGACCCACGCAGCGCCUCCGUUGGAGCAGUCGACGAAAUGCUCCUCUUCUUCGGCGUCGCGGAAUGUCACACCGACUGAUGCGGUGCCUGCCAGCACGAAUGGAUCGCCCUUGACUCCAAGCAAGACGAGCGGAGGUGGGCAGAAUGCUACUACGAGCAGUUCUUCUACAACAACUUCAAGACCCUACAACCUUUUUCAGCAGGAUCACACAAUGGAUGGCGGCGGGGCAGCGUCGAAUCAUCUCAAAGACGGCGCAACAUCAUCUACUUCACAGAUGAUGAAAGACAACUCUUCCGGCGAGAUGAAUUCUAUGAAUCAGUCACUGAUAACGACAAGUGCGACGUCAACAUCUUCCUCCUCCAGCAGAUUGGCAGCGCAACAACACCAGAUGAACACCAGCAAGCCAGUCUCGCUCGUCGUGGGGUCAACAUCGUCACAGCUCGGUGGUUGUGUCAACAACAAUUCUCCCCCGUCUGUAAAUGACCUCAACCAGGGAAACCGGCUGCUGCACCUUUGCGUGCUUAGAAAUUACACCUCUUUGCUUCACAAGCUCGUCAUGGACUUUGACUUUGACGUCGACAUCACACGCGACAGCGACCGCAACACGGGCAUGCAUCUCGCUCUGUUUGAAACCAGGAAGAAAGAAGUAGUCGAAAAGUUGGACUUCCUCGGUGCUGAUCUGGAAAGGAAGAACGCGUAUGGGGUAGACUGUGAAAAAGCGUUCCAAUCGUUCAACGAGUCCAAGGACAACAUAAUCUUCCUCGACCUGGAGCUCACAAAAGGUAUCAACUACUCCGAAGUCCUCGAUCUAGACGUAGCGAGUACGUAGUACGUCGCUUAUUUGCCACCUUUUAUGCAAUGGCAGGAGAACAAUGCAAUGCUUUUUGCCUUGCUGUAUUUUUGCCGUGAAGUCGUGAUCUUGGUCCCUAUUCCUCCCUUCCCCUGGCAGGAGUUCUUGUGGCGAUCGCAAGUUCCCGCAGCCUUGUGCUUGUACUUGUACUUCCUUGUGCUUGAACUUGUUGCAACGCAAAAAUUGAAAUGCUAUAGGUUUCUACGAGCGGGAGGAGGAGGAGGGGAUUCCUCGGAAGAUUAUGGAGCUCGCCUGCGUGAUCACGGACAAGAAUUUGAAGGAGCUCGGGCGCGGUUCCUGGGUGAUUGGCGGUUUCUCGAAGGAGUUUCUCCUUACGCUCCCCUAUUUCCACCAGAAAAAUUUCCGCGACAGCGAACCGGGUGGCCCCUUCGAGCCGUUGCAGGAAGAGAGAACCGGGUACACUUUCUACGGCAACGACCUCUUUAAGGACAUGGUAAACCGGGAGAAGGCGGUGUCACUGCUCCAAGCGGAAACGGAGUGUCUGGCGUUGAUCCAAAGUUUCUGUCCCGAGGGCGCCUGCCCGCUGAGCGGCAACAGCAUCCAGUGCGACCGGGAAGUGCUGUGCGACGAGACGCCCUUGAUCUACCAGUGGCUGUCCCAUCGGAUCAUCGACGUGUCAUCCUUUCUCGGUAUAGCCGAGCGCUGGAUGCCCCACAAAAUCGAGAUGUGGCGCGCGCACCAGAGGCAGGUAUACAGGAGCUAAUAACCCUAAACAGCUAUAUAAACUGUGUAGGUUUAGCGACCACAUCAAAGAGCUCGAGACUUUCUUUGUUCUGAGCCUCUACUAAGUUGUAUUCUCUUUCUUCUUGCCGCACGAAUUCAGACGAGGACGCCAUUAUGCAUUGACGUUUUUGUUCUCGAUGAACACUCUAUCUGACGUCGUUUUCACAGGUAUCCAACUACAACCACCGCGCCCUCGAUGACACUUUGAGCAGUAUCCAGAGUUUGGCGUGGAUUCGCGAAAAUCUUCUGCUCCCGGCGGACGACGGACUCGCGGAAUGGGAAGCGCAAAAGGAGUGGGAAAGGGAACAGUGGGAGGAGGAAGGUAUGGUUGGUACACUAAGUGAGCUCUGUUUCAGUUUCUUGGGUAGUUGGGUUAAUAGGGGUUCUCUUUCUUGCAUGUUUUCAAACCUCCACGUAGAUGAGCGAAAUAAAUGAUAACGUAACUAUUACAAACAGACGAAGAAGCCGAGGCGGAGGACGACGAGGGCUACACGCAGCGAAUCCUGUCCGCGACAAACAGCCCAAUACGGUUCCAGGCAGGAAACAGCAGUGCCUCAAACUACUACAACCCGGGAGGUAAAGCGGGUAGCUCCUACGGCGACCACGGCAAGAGUUCCAGCGGAAAAAAGGGUCAACAACAUCAUGGUGGCCCCGCAACUUGGUCAGGAGCAAGCAGCGGUACCUUUCAUGGAAACUAUGGCUCUAGUUCAAGCAAAGGUUCUUCAGCUGCGCCAGGUGGGAGCUACAACCAGCAUUCGUUCUGGAGCAGCAAAGGCGGUGGCGGUGGUCAGAAAAGCUACGGGUCGUCGAAAGGAAGUUCGUGGAAGGGGUCAAAAUCAAACUCGAAUUCUCCCGUAAAGCGUCCCAUACACGACAACCGCAACCGGUCGGCGAGUUUCGGGAAUAACACAAGUUCAUGGAACAACAACACUGAGCCCUGGUACGAGGACUAUUUGUCGGACUGGAAGAAUGACACUACACCCGGCAGUGGUGCUGCGCAGAACCAGCAACAUUUUCGCACCUGGCCUCUCUCAGGUCCGAGUAGCGGUUCCUCAGGCAAGAAUUCUGCAGGAGCUGCACCACCUUGGUCGCCAAAUUGGACGGCUCCUGGUCGUGGCAUGCAACAGAAUCUUCAACACACGUCCGCAUCCACCUCGAACAACAACUCUCCGAUGCGCGGCGGCCGCCCACCACAAAAUUUUCAGUACAGCGGCAAUUGGGGACAGAAGAACAAUGGCGGAUCGCCACGAAGUAAAGGCAAGCCGAAAAGCGGAGGCGGCGGAGGCAAGAUGUAGCAAACGAUCGACCUGAGUAGGUUUCUGAACUGAAAACGAUUGCUGCACCCGGUAAACCAGUGCUCCUGCCGGAUGAAAACGAGGAAAACCAAUGCAACGACAGGCCCGCCUAGAAGGUGCUUCUGGUGUGUCACGACCGGCAGCGUCGGCUCGAAGAACUGAUUGAUGAAUCGAUUUCAACACUGAUCAAGUAUCUACUUGUCGUCCUUCUAAUAUCUCGCGUCAAUACAACCAAGAGUUGUACAGUAUUCCAGGAGGCCCUAAGUGAAUUGUAAGUGUAAGUAACGACAUCACAAUGUUCAUGUUGACAAUGUAAAGUUUAUCUCGAUGGCAGCAGCGGUGAGCCGUCUCAGUAAGUUCAGGAUCUUGUGAACAUAUCAAGUGUGGUCGACGACACACAUUUUCUCUUUCGACGAAGUUUGCGAAACGACAAAACAUGAUUGAGGUAGAAUGAGAAAUUGACAAUGGCGCUUCCCCGGGCGCCACUCGAACCGUCACCCAUUUUCCGUUGCGACACAGUCAGCACGCGAGCGGUUGACAACGCUCGGCGAGGGCAAAGCAAUGUGGCUGCUAGUCCUAGUUCUUUAUCUUUCAAGAAAGCGACAAAAUAUCUAAAAUGAAAAUCGAAAUUUCAAAAAAAGAAAAAUUCAAUGGCGCCGACCAUCGAGCAAGUACCAGAUGAUAGCUCAUAUAUAAGCCUGGCCGCCGGGGGGAAGGGAGCACCACCAGUGCC
Molecule: messenger RNA, 4663 nt
Organism: Amoebophrya sp. A120
Lineage: Eukaryota; Dinophyceae; Syndiniales; Amoebophryaceae
Source: the annotation of a GenBank genome assembly